Messenger RNA from Gavia stellata (red-throated loon), 1258 nucleotides. It is a transcript of the gene TTC19, whose product is annotated as tetratricopeptide repeat domain 19. Bases 1 to 1074 code for a protein of 357 amino acids. Gene Ontology annotation, biological process: mitochondrial respiratory chain complex III assembly. The transcript is spliced from 10 exons. The record is from RefSeq and is a predicted model, not a curated record. Gene Ontology annotation, cellular component: mitochondrial inner membrane. NCBI's taxonomy places the organism in Eukaryota, Metazoa, Chordata, Aves, Gaviiformes, Gaviidae. Gene Ontology annotation, molecular function: protein binding.
AUGCUGGCGGCAGGGCUGCCGCGGGCCCUGUGCCGCCUGGCCGCCCGGCGCUGCCCCGCGGGGCUCCCGCCGCCCCGGACCGCCUGGCGCGGCGGGGCCCGCGGGGCGGAGGGCGGCGGGCCGAGUUUCGCGCAGCGGCGGCGGUGGGCGCGGCCUGUCGGGGGUACCCUGGCCCUCCUGGGAGCCCUCUCCCUCUUCCCCAGGGACGCCGAGGAGGACGGCGAGGACGCCAUUAUCCUCCUGCUGAAGAGAGCCAAGCUCAGCGUCAUGAAGGGUGAGCUGCGGGAGGCCGAGCACAUUCUGCACCAAGCCCUGCGGCUGUCGCAGCAGUCGGAUAACAGGAAAGCCAUCGUCUACACCUACAGCAUGAUGGCAAACGUGGCCUUUAUGCAGGGACAGCUGGACAAUGCAGAAAAGCUCUACAAAGCAAGUAUGAGCUAUUUGCUUGCAGGGGACACGAAAGAGGAUGACAAUGCAAUCCUUGAGAUGUCCCUCAAGCUGGCCAGUAUCUAUGCUGCUCAGAAACAGCACAAAUUAGCCCUGGCUGGCUAUGAGUUCUGCGUCCUGACCUUAGAGGAGAAGAUUGCCAAACAAAAGGACUUGCCUGAGGAUGUCUUACCAGCUGAAGAAAAGGCCAACACCCGUCUCUUGCUUGGGAUGAGCUUAGACUCGUAUGCUCGCUAUCUCCUAAACAUUAACCAGCUCCCAGUGGCCCAAAAAAUGUAUGAGAAGGCUCUGCAGAUAUCAAAUGAUGUUCAGGGAGAGACUCAUCCACAGACUGUGGUCCUGAUGAAUGACUUAGCAACUGUACUGGAUGCCCAGGGGCACUAUGAUGAGGCAUACUCCUAUGUGAAGAGGGCAGCUGAGCUGGCGAAGGAGACUCAACACCCUGAGGAGCACAUGGUGCUGAAUAACCUGGCAGCAAUUCUGAUGCACAAAGAAGACUUUCUGCAAGCAAAGCAAGUGUACAAAGAAGCUCUCAAGCAGGCACAACAGAAGGGAGAUGUUGCUUCUGUCCAGCAUAUCCAGGAAGAACUAGCUGAGCUGGCCAAGAGGAGAAAGGGCUUUAAAUGAGUUUGGCCACAGAGUCCACCCUUGAGGUGGCUGACAGCAGCAAGGGUUGGUCAGUAGAAGCAGCCUGGGAACAGUUUGGUGCAAUUCUCCAGGGGAAGAGCAAUGAGGAGUUUUAAGGACUGCUUAACAAGAAGGGCUGUUAUUGCCAAACAACUUAGCCCGAAAUAAAGUUGUGAAAUCUUAA